CUGUUUAUGAAUACUACAGUGUAGAACAAUGAGUAAGAAGAAAAGUUUGUUACAAAGACUUGCUGAAGGGAUCGUAAUUGGAGAUGGUAGUUACAUAUUUACACUCGAGAGAAGAGGAUAUGUGUUAGCGGGCGCCUGGACUCCUGAAGUUGUUCUUGAGAAUCCUGACGCUGUUCGUCAACUACAUAAAGAGUACUUGUGGGCUGGUGCCGAUGUGCUACAAACAUCAACUUUCUUUGCUCAGGAUGGUACCCUUCAAAGCAAGUUUAGGGGUGUUGACAUAGCAUACACUUGCAAAGAAUUGAACGAUGCUGCAUGUAGCCUAGUGCAUGAAGUGGCCGGUGAACAAACUCUCAUCUGUGGUAGUAUUUGUGAGACUGUGAUUUAUAAAGACAUCAAUUCAAAAGAAGCUGUACAGAAGGAAUUCAGAAAACAAUGUCAAGUAUUUAAAGAAAACAACGUUGAUUUCUUAUUGGCUGAGUUUUUCAACUCUAUAAUUGAGAUGGAAUGGGCCAUUGAGAUUAUGAAGGAAACUGGUUUAACAGCCUGUGCAUCCAUGAAAAUUUGUACACUUGGUGACAUAGAUAAGGUAACACCACAGGAGUGUGCUGUUAGAAUGUGUAGAGCAGGUGCAGAUGUAGUUGGAGUUAAUUGUUCAUUUGGUCCUGAUAUUGCACUGAAGACAUUAGCCAUGAUGAAGGAAGGCCUGGAAAAUGCUGGCCUUAAACCAUACCUAAUGAGCCAGCCUCUAGGCUACCAUACCAAAGAGCUUGAAAACAACCGGAUUGGUUAUACUGAGCUUCCAGAAUUUCCAUUUGCAUUAGAAACCAGAGCACUUAACCGUAUAGAAGCUCAUCAGUAUGCACGGAAGGCUUAUGAACUUGGUGUUCGCUAUAUCGGCGGUUGUUGCGGAUUUGAACCACACCUAAUUAGGGCAAUUGCAGAGGAGUUGGCACCAGAGCGAGGAUUUAGGCCUCCUGGCAAAGAGAAGAGCAGUGUUUGGGGAAGUGGUCUAGCAAAAAGUCACGUAGAAUCCCAAAAUAAAAGGGCAAGCAAAGAUUACUGGCUAAAGAUUCAGCCUUCAACUGGAAAAUGAAUGAAAAAAAAUAAAAGAAUGAAUUCAAGCUAAUGUUCAAUAUCAAUGCUAUGCUACAGACAUAGCCGUCACUUCUAAUAAAUUGAAUACUAAAUUGAA
Molecule: messenger RNA, 1195 nt
Organism: Anneissia japonica
Lineage: Eukaryota; Metazoa; Echinodermata; Crinoidea; Comatulida; Comatulidae
Product: S-methylmethionine--homocysteine S-methyltransferase BHMT2-like
Exons: 8
Coding region: 29-1096 (355 amino acids)
Molecular function (GO): betaine-homocysteine S-methyltransferase activity; zinc ion binding
Source: RefSeq, a predicted model, not a curated record